AUGGUCGAAAAAUUCAAUACAAGUUCUGGAGACUAUUUUAUUCUUCUGGGAUUUUCUAAAUGGCCUAAUGUGGAAGUCGUUCUCUUCAUGGUGAUAUUGAUAUUCUACCUGAUAACACUGAUAGGCAAUCUCUUCAUUAUCAUCUUGUCACACUUAGAUUCCAACCUGCACACCCCUAUGUACUUCUUCCUCUCAAACCUCUCUGCUCUGGAUCUCUGCUACACCACUAGCUCUGUUCCUCAGCUGCUGUUCAACCUCUGGGGUCCACAGAAGACAAUACCUUAUGCUGGUUGUAUGCUACAACUCUAUUUAGUCCUUGCCUUUGGUACCACAGAAUGCGUUCUGUUGGUGGUAAUGUCCUAUGACCGCUAUGCAGCUGUGUGCAAACCCUUGCAUUACUCUGUCCUCAUGAAUCCUCGUUUCUGCCACCUGAUGGCUGCAGCUUCCUGGGUCAGUGGCUUUACCACAUCAGCACUUCAUUCCUCCUUUACCUUCUGGGUACCCCUGUGUGGGCAUCGCCAAGUGGACCACUUCUUCUGUGAAGUCCCAGCACUGUUGAGGUUGUCCUGUGUUGACACCCGUGCAAAUGAGCUGACCCUCAUGGUCAUGAGUGCUGUUUUUGUUCUUAUUCCUCUUCUUCUCAUUCUGAGCUCCUAUGGUGCCAUUGCAUGGACUGUCCUCAGAAUGCAAUCAAACGCUCGAGUUCAGAAAGUUGUUGGGACCUGUGGAGCCCAUCUUACUGUUGUGUCUCUCUUUUUCAUUCCAAUCAUGUUCAUUUAUCUUCAGCCUCCAACAGAAAAGUCACAAGAUCAAGCCAAGUUUAUUGCCCUCUUCUAUACUGUUGUCACACCUAGCCUGAACCCUCUCAUCUAUACCCUAAGGAACAAGGAUGUGAGAAGGGCAGUGAGGAAGCUGACUGGGUAUGAGAGGGAGAUGUGA
Molecule: messenger RNA, 939 nt
Organism: Acomys russatus (golden spiny mouse)
Lineage: Eukaryota; Metazoa; Chordata; Mammalia; Rodentia; Muridae
Product: olfactory receptor 2J1-like
Exons: 1
Coding region: 1-939 (312 amino acids)
Biological process (GO): G protein-coupled receptor signaling pathway
Cellular component (GO): membrane
Molecular function (GO): G protein-coupled receptor activity; olfactory receptor activity
Source: RefSeq, a predicted model, not a curated record